This is a messenger RNA of Anopheles coluzzii, 1864 nucleotides long. It is a transcript of the gene atms, whose product is annotated as RNA polymerase II-associated factor 1 homolog. The transcript has 3 exons. Gene Ontology annotation, biological process: transcription elongation by RNA polymerase II. Gene Ontology annotation, cellular component: Cdc73/Paf1 complex. Gene Ontology annotation, molecular function: chromatin binding; RNA polymerase II complex binding. The record is from RefSeq and is a predicted model, not a curated record. Lineage: Eukaryota; Metazoa; Arthropoda; Insecta; Diptera; Culicidae. Bases 96 to 1793 code for a protein of 565 amino acids.
UUCUCCGUUCGGGAUGUUUGACAGCGGUCCACAAUAACAACGCGGAGCAAAGUGCGAUAAGUUUUGUUACAAUUACCAAAUAAUUGCCACCAACGAUGGCGCCGACCGUGCAAAACGGUGCGAACGGAGCUGAUAAGCGUCCCGUUCGUCAGCAGGAGCGCAGGUCGGAGCUAAUUUCCCGGGUGAAAUACUGCAACACGCUGCCGGACAUUCCGUUCGAUCUGAAGUUCAUCACGUACCCGUUCGAGAAUGACCGCUUCAUCCAGUACAAUCCGACCUCGCUGGAGCGGAACUAUCGCUACGAGGUGCUUACCGAGCACGACCUGGGCGUCACCAUCGAUCUGAUCAACCGGGACCUGUACCAGAUCGACCAUUCGGCCCAGCUCGAUCCGGCCGACGAGAAGCUGCUCGAGGAGGACAUUCACACGCCGCAGGACUCGAUGCGCAGCAGCCGCCAUGCGAAGAGCGUGUCCUGGUUGCGGAAGUCGGAGUACAUCUCGACCGAGCAGACGCGCUUCAACCCGCAGACGAUGGAAAAGGUGGAGGCGAAGGUGGGUUUCAACGUGAAGAAGAGUCUGCGCGAGGAGACACUGUACAUGGACCGGGAGGCACAGAUCAAGGCGAUCGAGAAAACGUUCGAGGACAACACCAAGCCGAUCACGACGCACUACAGCAAGCCGGGCGUGACGCCGGUCGAGAUCAUGCCCGUCUUCCCGGACUUUGCCAACUGGAAGUAUCCGUGCGCGCAGGUCAUUUUCGAUUCGGAUCCGGCCCCGAGCGGCAAGAACGUGCCGGCCCAGAUCGAGGAGAUGUCGCAGGCCAUGAUUCGGGGCGUGAUGGACGAGAGUGGCGAGCAGUUCGUGGCCUACUUCCUGCCGACGGACGAUACGCUCGAGAAGCGGCGUCGCGAUCUGGUCAACGAAACGCUGUACGAGGAUGAGGAGGAGUACGAGUACAAGAUGGCCCGCGAGUACAACUGGAACGUGAAGAGCAAGGCGUCGAAGGGGUACGAGGAAAACUACUACCUCGUGCUGCGCCCGGACGGUAUCUACUACAACGAGCUGGAGACGCGCGUCCGGCUGAGCAAGCGUCGGCAGAAGAACGCUCAGCAGCAGAGCAACACGAAGCUGGUGGUGAAGCAUCGCCCGCUCAAUGCUUCCGAGCACCGUAUGCAGCGCUAUCGCGAGCGGCAGCUUGAGCCGGCCGGCGAAGAGGACGACGAAGACAUCGAGGAGGAAGAGGAAGAGGAGGAGGACGAGGAGGAAGCGCAAGCAAGCCAGACGCAGGCGGGCGAGGGCAAGGGCGGAGACGGUAAGGACGAUGAAAAGGCGAAGCGUGAGAGUCGGGAUAGAAGUCGUUCGGGCAGCCGGUCGCGGUCCAGAUCGCAGGGAUCGAACCGUUCCGGCUCGUCGCGAUCCAGAUCAAGAUCCGGUACCAGAUCUCAGUCGAGAUCCGUUUCGAGAAGUCGCAGCCGAUCAAAGUCGGGCAGCCGUAGCCGCAGCCGCAGCGGUUCGGGUAGUCGCAGUCGCAGCGGAUCUAGAAGUCGUUCGCCAACUCGCAGCCGCAGUCGCAGCGUUUCUCGCUCACGUUCCCGAUCUGGAUCGCAGCGCGGAUCGGCAUCCCGUUCGCGAUCUCGUUCCCGGUCCGGGUCUCGGUCCCGCUCCCGGUCUCGCUCGCGUUCGGGCUCGCGUUCGGGCUCCCGUUCGGCAUCUGGAUCACGCAGCCGUUCCGGCACUCCCGACGCAGGUUCGCGCAGUGGAUCGGCCAGCCGUUCGGGCAGUGAAUCGGAAUAAGUUCUACGCGAAAGCGCAAGCCCUUUUUAUAUUUCUAUGCAAUACAAUAAACUUCAAUGACUAUGGCACAA